AUGCCCCGACAAAUUCAAGAUCCCGCCACUCUUGGCCGCGAGCGCAAAGCGCAGGCUAUCAUCGCCGACAUCAGGCACCAGCUCCACGUCAUCGCAUCGCUCUCCCAGAAGCCGCUGCAGCAUCACAUUGCCCGAUCACUCGAAAGAGAGGGGAGGGACCUGUGGAAUCUCUGCAUCAAGCUGAAGCGCGAACGAAAAUCGGUCAAGAUAUUGCCAAAGGCACGGCUGCUUGCCUUCCAUGUGCUGGAGCUAGGUCGGAUGGGUGUUGAGUCCAAUCCAGAACAGUCGGGAGCUGUCGAUAAAGUUGUGUACUUCCUGGGUCUUCUUCUGACACUUGGACGGAUUUGUCUCGCCGAAAAUGAUCUAGGAAGUGGCAGGAUUGCCUUACAAAAAGGCGCACUAUACGUCGACAAGUUGAAGGCCCUGCAAGGCGACGACACAGCUGGAAGAAGGAGCCUGGAAGCUGGUCAUGUCACCCUGCACAUGGCGCUCUCCUGGCGAGAAGGCAAGCUGGAUGUGGCAGAGCACAUGUUUGCCAAAGCCAUAGACCUCCUCACCAAUCUGGAAGCCACGUCGGCCGAAGACAUGGCAGACACACUACGGCAUAUCGGCGCAGAUCUCUCGGACAAGAAAGACUACGCCAUGGGAACGAAAUGGCUAUGGCGAGCAUACAACGUGAUCAACACACCUCCACUUGAUCAUUUGAGCAUGGAUGGAUUGGACAAUCGUCUCGCUAUCUGUCAGAGCCUCGUCCAAAGCCUUCUCGGCAUGAACACCCCAGAAGCAACAGCGGAGGCGAACAAUCUGGUGGCGUACGUGGAGUCGGAAGUCGGAGACAAGCCUAUUGUCUUGCACUGGAGACUUGAGAUUCUGCAAAACCCGCCAUCGGACGUCUUUGAACCAGCACCAAUGACGUUUGAUUUCUUACUCCACCAUGUCAAGAAACUGAGUGAGAACAGCGUGAGCCUGGCUUGCGGAGUGAUGGACGAGCUCAUUACGCAAAGGGUACUUCAGACAAAACAGCCGGCUUGGAUAGACAAGACGAUUGUCAGGAGGGUGUGGAUGAGCACAAUGGCCACGAAUGAAGUUGAGAGCGACAUGGAGAAAUUGGCCACAUUGCUGGAUGUGGUGCUCGCGAGCUUGGCAGAACCCCUGAGCGUGGACGUGGCCGGCGCUGCACAAUCGCUUAUAUGCAAGAAGAUUGAGGCAGCCUUUGUCCGAAAACAAUAUGCUGUCACUGAAUCAUGGUGUCGCGUGGCUCUUCAUGGCCUCUUUGCCAACUGUGGCAGCUCGAACAAGGCAAAGUUUGGCCGCAAGCGCAUGCUCUGCACUUUAGAGCUGAAUGAAUUGGACGCCGCUCGGGCUGCAUUCUCUGCCAUGGAACCCGCAGUUCAGGACGAGCCUCUAAGUCAGUACUUGUUCUUCAAGACUGCCUUGCGCUCGUGGGAUACCGAGGCAGCGUGCCAAAGUAUCAGGAAUCUCGCAGAAGGGACCACAUAUCAAUCGGUGCAGGAUUUGCUGUACGCAUGCAUAAGGGAGGCCCAACAAGUCGGGGACAAAAUCUGCACACUGACGGCACUGAAAGCAUCAUCAGCAUCCUGUCUAACCUCCGUCGUGAGAUGCAGCUUGCGCCUCAUCACCAUGCUGAAGGCGGAACGGAGCCCGUCGAGAAAAAGAAGUCGAGACGAGCCGGAGGGGCAGGAGCCGCCGGAUUUAUUCGUUGAGGAUGCCUGCGUUCUAUUUGAACUGGGUAAGUCAGUCAUACCGCCCGUCAAAGCUGUGCUAACCCUCGUGGAAGCUGCCGAACGAGCGCGGCUGAAACUCAAGGAUCACCAUGGCGACAAGAUCUUUACAGUGCCAGAGCUACACUGGUUCCGCAAAAAUGCCUACAACAUGGGCGUGGCGGCAUGCACGAGUGCAUCCUGGACAUUGAGCGAUGUGGUUCGAAUCUUCGCCGCCUGCCUGGUGUUUUGUGAUUCUUACCCAAAAGACAUUCCCCAGCAAGACAGGGACGACAUACUUGUGAUGAGCCUACGGACGUUGGUUUCGCUGGCAAGGACAGAGGAUAGCGUGGCAGAAAGCUUACAGCGGUAUCUUGAAACUCGGGAGCACGUGGCGGCUUUCGAUGGUUUACUAGAGAAUGCAUCCGAUCAACAGCACGCAACCAUGGCAGAUCUGCGAGCCAAAGCCUCAACACUGUAUGUUUUCGAUUUUGAAGCUGCCACGGCCCUCAGAGCAUGGGAUGAUGUCCCAACCAUACUGCGCAGAUCGGAGUCGUGUCGGGAUGAGUCGUGCCUCAAAGCGAUGGGCGAUUGCCUGCUCCGGAGCGAAGCACCAGCGCGAGUUCUGUACACAACGUUGCGUCUUCUCAUCAAUUCCUUGCACGCAUUGUCACCCGUGAACGCAAGUCUUCUCACAAAGUACAUCCGCACGCUCUUUCACGCUGUGCUGCCACUAGACGACACGUUGGCCCUCACACUCAUCGAUCAAGUCGUCGAGAUUGCCGCCGAGGUGAAAACAUUACCCGAGACGGAGUUGGAAUGGUUGGUCGCCAGGACGUUCAACCAUGCCAUUGACUAUUACGCCAGGGGCGAGGAAGAGAACUGUCACAUUUGGGCGAUGAAGGGCAUGGCUCUUUCGGGCGCGAUGAGCGAUGGGGGGGUUCUACGGGCCAUGCUGGAGGAGAGAUUUGCAAAGUUGCGAUUUGAAGAGCCUGCAAGAAAGGGGGUGGCGAGGUAAACACUAUCAGACCAACAGUAUUUUGCCUGAAAUGAUGCCUCUUCUUUUUAUGGUCCGACCAUUUGGUAGUCCACGAGACGUGUGAAGGGCAUUCAUAACGCUUCCAGAUCCAGUCCUCGAGGUCUAGGUUUCAGGGUUAGUGGCAAAGCUACGACUUCAUACGAAGCCGAUGGUAGG
Molecule: messenger RNA, 2916 nt
Organism: Emericellopsis atlantica
Lineage: Eukaryota; Fungi; Ascomycota; Sordariomycetes; Hypocreales; Bionectriaceae
Product: meiosis protein SPO22/ZIP4 like-domain-containing protein
Exons: 7
Coding region: 1-2739 (912 amino acids)
Biological process (GO): regulation of synaptonemal complex assembly; meiotic cell cycle
Source: RefSeq, a predicted model, not a curated record